AUUGCAUCCCAUCCAGGAUACCUACCUCUGCGGUUGUAAAUGGAAUGCCGAGUGUAGUAGGCAUGGCGGCACUUCCAUCAUGCCAGCAGGUGGACAACACUCUACAUAUCCCUCCUUCCUCUUGUCGGAGUGGUUUUGACUUCUCGCUGCUCUUUGAAGAGUUGAUUCUGGGGAUCCUACCACUGGGCAUUGUACUCGCUUUGGCACCUUUUCGACUUGGACAUCUGUUUGGAAGACCGCGCAAAGUUGUAGCGUCCUGGCUGGCAUGGGCGAAGACAGCCGCAUGGAUCGCUUUAGCGAUCGUGCACUUGGUUCUGACGGUCCUAUGGGCCCUUCCGUCUGCGACGCGAACGGAUGCCUCAAUCGCUGCGAACGCAGUGAUGACGGUAGGAAUCCUACUUCUCUGUCUGUUUUCUUACGCAGAACACAACCUCUCCGCCCAACCGUCCUUCCUCCUCAACGUUUACCUCGGCGCAACUGUGCUAUUCGAUAUAGCAAAGACGCGAACGCUCUGGCUGCGACAUCUAGAAGAGAUCAAUAAAGCUAUUGCGAUCAUCACUUCAGUAAACGUCGGGGUUAAAGUCCUCCUCCUUCUCCUCGAGGCUACAGAGAAGCGACGCAUCCUCAGACAGGAAUACAAAAGCUACCCACCCGAGGCUCUCGCGGGGAUCUACAAUAAGUCAUUCUUCUGGUGGUUGAAUUCACUGUUCUAUCGCGGAUUUUCCAAGGUUCUGAGGGUCGAUGAUCUAUUUGUCCUCGACAAGCAAUUAGAAUCCAGGAGACUGUAUCGUAUUUUAAAGGGCGUCUGGGACGGGGGCAAAAAGGAAGGCGAGAAUGCAUUGUUUUUCGCCUGCUUGAAGGCAUUCAAAUGGCAGAUCUCAUCCGUUAUUCCACCCCGAGUCAUGUUGGCCGCCCUUAAUAUUUGCCAACCUCUAUUGCUGGAAAGGUCUCUAUCAUUCUCCGAGCAGGCUGUGAACAAAAACACCGAUAACAUCGGCUAUGGAUUGAUUGGGGCUUAUAUUCUUGUUUACACUGGCUUGGGAGUAACCAUGGGUCAAUACCAACAUCGGACGUAUCGUUCCAUCACGAUGGUCAGGGGUGGGGUUGUUUCCAUGAUCUACGAAAAGGCGUGCACCCUAAGUACCAAAGAUGCAGACCCUGCGUCUUCUGUCACAUUGAUGAGUGCAGAUAUUGAGAGAAUUGUGCAAGGAUGGCAAACUAUGCAUGAUAUCUGGGGCAACGCCCUCGAGAUUGGUCUAGCGAUUUACCUUCUCGAAAGACAGUUGGGAUUAUCUUGUGUAGUCCCUGUCGUUGUCGCUGUUGUGGCCCUAGUAGGUUCGCUUAUAGGAAUGUCUUUCGUGAUGUCAAGACAAGCUAUGUGGCUCGAGGCCAUUGAGAGGCGCAUCUCGUCGACUUCUUCAAUGCUUGCUUCUAUGAAAGGUAUCAAGAUGCUUGGCCUUCAAUCAGCACUUAUGAAAUGUGUCCACAAUUUACGACUCGAUGAAAUGAGCAUUUCCAGGAAUUUCCGGAAGCUUUUGGUCUGGAAUAUGGCUUUAGCUUGGCUCACGCGCAUAUUUGCGCCAGUUUGUGCAUUUGGCGCUUUCGUCGGGAUCUCUCACGAUCAAGGAAAUGAUGCUGCCUUGAACACAUCCGUCGUCUACACGUCACUAUCACUGUUCUCACUUUUGUCAGAUCCUCUCCUUUCCCUUGUCAUGGCUUUGAUGACGUUCGCUGGGUCAGUCGGGUCUUUCAAGAGAAUCCAGGAAUUUCUCCAGCAGGAAGGUCACACUGAUUUUAGAAAUAAGGCUUCCGCGCCUCCCCAAUAUACCCUCGAUGAAAAGACACAGAUGACCGUGGUUAACGACACGGAGACCAGCACCGAUGAAUCAAAAUCAUUCUCUUCCCACUCAUUGAAAGAAAGCCUUCCGUCUUCGAACCAAAACGUUGUUGCUAUUCACAAUGGUGCUUUUGGGUGGGAUACGACGGAAGAACCGUUACUGAAGAACCUGACGAUUACGAUACCGCAAGGUGGCUUCACGAUACUGAUUGGGCCUUCCGGCUGUGGAAAGUCAACAUUGCUGAAAGCUCUUCUUGGAGAAGUCCCUUGUUUGAAUGGAGACAUCGAGAUUUCUCUGGACAGCCUCAGCUUCUGCGAACAGACACCUUGGCACAUGAAUGGGACAAUUCGUGAUUGCAUUAUCGCGAUGUCUGACUUCGACAGCCAGUGGUAUAACUCCGUCAUAUAUGCCUGUGCUUUGGCAGAGGAUUUUGAGCAAUUACCACGUGGUGAUCAGACCGUGAUCGGGAGUAAGGGUGUCGCUCUUAGUGGUGGUCAAAGCCAGCGCAUUGCACUUGCAAGGGCAGUCUAUGCCCGGAAAGAGGUUAUCAUUCUUGAUGAUGUUUUUAGCAGCCUCGAUGCAACAACCGAGGAUCACAUUUUCCAUCACCUAAUUGGGAACCAGGGUCUUCUACGUUCAAUAGACUCAACGAUUAUAUUCGCAUCUUCCUCUGUGAAGCGCGCCCCUUAUGCCGAUCAUAUUGUCGUACUUGACAACAAGGGCCACCUCAUUGAGCAAGGAAGCUUCAAGGCUCUUGAUUCAGCUGGCGGUUAUGUCUCGAGCUUCGCUCUGGGUCUUCCCGAGUGGGGUUACAAGGCAGACUUAUUCCCUGCAUCGGGCAUGCAAGUAGAAGUGAUGAAAAAGCCGGACAAACCUGAGACUGAGAUCGACGCUGACACUCGUGGGAAAGGCGGAGACUUAUCGAUCUACUUAUACUAUGUCCAGGCCAUUGGCUGGAUUCCUACCAUUGUCUUUAUCGUGGCGAUUGCCGGCUUUGCUUUUUGCAUCUCCUUUCCAAGCAUCUGGGUAAAAUGGUGGGCCAGCUCAAAUGAAGCGGAACCCGGCAAGCACACAGGAUAUUAUCUUGGGAUAUAUGCCAUGCUUGGUGUGAUUGGCAUGCUUUGUCUCAUGAUUGGCUGCUGGCAAAUGGUCAUUACCAUGGUUCCAAAAUCUGGUGAGGUCUUUCACCGAAAACUUCUGUCCACAGUCCUUAGUGCCCCGAUGUUGUUCUUUUCCAAAACCGAUAGCGGGGCUAUCCUCAAUAGAUUCAGUCAAGAUUUGCAGCUCAUUGACAUGGAGCUCCCCAUCGCCGCUAUAAACACUUUUGCGACCUUCACCCUCUGCAUAGCUCAGAUGAUCCUAAUGGCAAUUGCUUCGAAAUACGCCGCUAUCUCCUUUCCCCUAGUCAUUCUCAUCGUCUACCUGAUCCAGAAGAUGUAUCUGCGUACAUCUCGGCAAUUACGGUUCUUGGAUCUGGAAGAGAAAGCACCACUUUUUUCACACUUCGCCGAUUGCCUCAGUGGUCUGGUAACCCUAAGGGCCUUCGGGUGGCAGCGCGCCUUACAAGAAAAGAAUGAUAGAUUGCUCGAUCAUUCUCAAAGACCGUUUUAUCUCCUAUAUGCAAUUCAGCGCUGGCUUACUCUCAGCCUCGAUAUGGUAGUCGCGGGUAUUGCAGUUUUGCUAAUCGUGCUCGUCGUGGCGCUGAGAGGGUCCAUCAGUGCAGGAUAUGUUGGAGUAGCACUCCUGAAUGUCAUUCAGUUCAGCCAGAGCAUCAAACUCCUGAUAACUUUCUGGACGAAUCUCGAAACGCACAUUGGCUCAAUACAACGAGUCAGAUCGUUCACAGAGGAUGUGCCCUCGGAGGAUUUGCCUACAGAGAAUCAUGAGACACCACCAGAUUGGCCAUCGCAAGGAGGCAUAGAGUUUAAGUCUCUGUCUGCAGAGUAUAGGUCCUCUGAGCCAGUUCUUAGUGACGUGUCUCUGUCCAUCCGGAGUGGUGAAAAGGUGGGAAUUUGCGGGAGAACCGGAAGUGGUAAAACAUCACUCAUAAUGAGCAUGUUCCGGAUGGUCGACAUCAGCUCCGGUCAGAUUGUGAUUGAUGGGCUCGACAUAUCCAAGCUGCCACGUCGGGAGAUCCGCUCGCGGAUCAACGGAGUCUCUCAAAGCCCCCUUCUCAUGAAGGGCGAUGUAAGAACAAAUGCUGAUCCAACCGGCUGUUUCUCCGACGAAGCUAUUGAGAAUGCUCUCAGGAGCGUCGGCUUGUACUCCAAGGUCCAAGAAAAAGGCGGCCUAGAGGUCGACAUAGACGACCUCUUCCUAUCUCAUGGACAGCAACAACUCUUCUGCCUCGCACGAGCAAUCCUCCGGCCAGGGAACAUUCUUGUUCUUGACGAAGCUACAAGCAGCGUCGACACCAAAACCGAUGAAAUAAUGCAAAGGAUUAUCCGCGAAAAGUUCAGCUCCCACACCAUUCUCACUGUUGCCCACAAACUUAACACUAUCCUGGACUACGACAAAGUCGUCGUCCUCGAUGCGGGUCGGAUAGUGGAGUGCGGAAACCCGCAUACCCUGCUCACCUCGGACAAGUCACAUUUCAACAAGCUUUAUGCGAGCUUGACGAUGGAUGAACAGGAGGAGUCGCCCUAGGCUAGCGCGAUUGGCUAGCUUGAUGGCGCGGAGCGCAAAGCAAGGGUAACAGUACAUAGUAUGGUUCAUUUUUUAUUAUUACGUAAAUUUAGGGACAAUUAAUAGUAGUUUAAUC
Messenger RNA from Aspergillus sclerotioniger CBS 115572, 4599 nucleotides. It is a transcript of the gene abcB, whose product is annotated as putative ABC multidrug transporter. Gene Ontology annotation, molecular function: ATP binding; ABC-type transporter activity; ATP hydrolysis activity. The transcript has 15 exons. Gene Ontology annotation, biological process: transmembrane transport. Gene Ontology annotation, cellular component: membrane. Bases 45 to 4484 code for a protein of 1479 amino acids. NCBI's taxonomy places the organism in Eukaryota, Fungi, Ascomycota, Eurotiomycetes, Eurotiales, Aspergillaceae. The record is from RefSeq and is a predicted model, not a curated record.